Molecule: messenger RNA, 1581 nt
Organism: Plasmodium adleri (nom. inval.)
Lineage: Eukaryota; Apicomplexa; Aconoidasida; Haemosporida; Plasmodiidae
Product: reticulocyte binding protein homologue 5, putative
Exons: 2
Coding region: 1-1581 (526 amino acids)
Source: RefSeq, a predicted model, not a curated record
AUGAUAAGAAUAAAAAAAAAAUUAAUUUUGACCAUUAUAUAUAUUCAUCUGUUUAUAUUAAAUAGAUUAAGUUUUGAAAAUGCAAUAAAAAAAACGAAGAAUCAAGAAAAUAAUCUGACGUUACUACCAAUAAAGAGCACUGAAGAAGAAAAAAAUGAUAUAAAAAAUGGAAAGGAUAUCAAAAAAGAAAUUGAUAAUGAUAAAGAGAAUAUAAAAACAAAUAAUAUCAAAGAUCAUUCAACAUAUAUAAAAUCAUAUUUGAAUACAAAUGUAAAUGAUGGUUUAAAAUAUUUGUUUAUUCCUUCUCAUAAUUCUUUUAUAAAAAAAUAUUCUGUAUUUAAUCAAAUAAAUGAUGGCAUGUUAUUAAAUGAAAAAAAUGAUGUGAAAAAUAAUGAAGACUAUAAAAAUGUGGAUUAUAAAAAUGUUAAUUUUUUACAAUAUGUUUUUAAAGAGUUAUCUAAUUAUAACAUUGCAGAUUCUAUUGAUAUUUUCCAAGAAAAAGAAGGACAUUUGGAUUUUGUUAUAAUACCUCAUUAUACUUUUUUAGAUUAUUAUAAACAUUUAUCUUAUAAUUCUAUAUAUCAUAAGUACUCUACACAUGGAAUGUAUAUAGGUGUAGAUGCUUUUAUUAAGAAAAUAAAUGAAAGAUAUGACCAAGUAAAAAGUAAAUGUAAUGAUAUAAAGAAUGAUUUAAUUGGAACUAUAAAAAAAUUAGAGCAUCCUUAUGAUAUAAAUAAUAAGAAUGAUGAUUCCUAUAGAUAUGAUAUAUCUGAAGAAAUCGAUGAUAAAUCUGAAGAGACAGAUGAUGAAACCGAAGAGGUAGAAGAUAGUAUACAAGAUACAGAUAGUAAUCAUACUCCUUCAAAUAAAAAAAAAAAUGAUCUUAUGAAUAGAACGUUUAAAAAGAUGAUGAAUGAAUAUAAUACAAAAAAAAAUAAAUUAAUUAAAUGUAUAAAAAAUCAUGAGAAUGAUUUUAAUAAAAUAUGUAUGGAUAUGAAAAAUUAUGGUACAAAACUUUUUCAACAAAUUUCAUGUUACAAUAAUAAUUUCUGUAAUACAAACGGAAUAAGAUAUCAUUAUGAUGAAUAUAUUCUUAAAAUAAUAUUAUCUGUUAAAUCAAAAAACUUAAAUAAAGACCUAUCAGAUAUGACAAAUAUUUUACAGCAAAGUGAAUUAUUAUUAACCAAUUUAAAUAAAAAAAUGAGUUCCCAUAUAUAUAUUGAUACAAUAAAAUUUAUACAUAAAGAAAUGAAACAUAUUCUUAAAAGAAUUGAAUAUCAUACAAAAAUAAUAAACGAUAAAAAUAAAAUAAUUCAAGACAAAAUUAAAUUAAAUAUAUGGAGAACAUUUCAAAAAGAUGAAUUAUUAAAAAGAAUUUUAGACAUGUCAAAUGAAUAUUCUUUAUUUAUUACUAGUGAUCAUUUAAGACAAAUGUUAUAUAAUACAUUCUAUUCAAAAGAAAAACAUUUAAAUAAUAUAUUUCAUCAUUUAAUUUAUGUACUACAAAUGAAGUUCAAUGAUGUCCCAAUUAAAAUGGAAUAUUUUCAAACAUAUAAAAAAAAUAAACCACUUACACAAUGA